ACCAAGCGUGCAAACCUUAAUUCUUUAAGUCCUGCGCGAGGCACAUUGGACGAGCAAACCUUAAUUGCGUCACAGUAAAACUAAAUGGGAUUGUGCUGCAAAACUCUCUUGCAUUGCGGCCCGAGCCAAGUUUGUGCUGAAUUAAAUCCGAGUUGCCUUAGUGGGACGAACUCCCUAGUCUGUGUGUUUAGGAUGCAGCCUUAGGCAUAAAUGGUCGGACAAGGUACACUGUUGUCAAACAUAGACAUUGGCUUUAUCUCUGUAGCUGUGGCAUGCUGUGAGGGAAAAAAAGCCGCUCUCUGAAACAGCUACUUUUUUUCAAACAUGAAGCAGUGAAUGCAUCAUUUCAGCUGCCAUGUAUGCUUAUGAGAAAGGAGAAGAUGUUCUGUGUAACCUGUAUGUUUCUACUCAAAACUUUUGGUCCAUGGCCUUUGAAGACCUGGCCAGCCAGUUACCAAAUUUCUACAAUCGGCAAAACUCUAGUAAUGCUGCUUCUCUGGACUUUGAGCCUAAUGCCAACUAUAAGUUUGUGGAAACCUUAGAAGAAAGGUACAAAUGUACCUAUUGCCAUCUUGUUCUUCAUAAUCCUCACCAGACAGGAUGUGGACAUAGGUUUUGCCAGCACUGCAUUGUUUCCUUAAGAGAACUGAAUGCAGUGCCAACCUGCCCUAUAGACAAAGAAAUAAUUAAACUUCAGGAGGUGUUCAAAGACAUUUGCUGUAAAAGGGAAGUUCUCAAUUUGCAAGUAUUUUGCAAAAAUUCACCAGCCUGUGAUGCAGUAACAUCUCUGGGACGAUACCAGGAUCAUCUACAACAAUGUUCAUUUGAAAAAGUGCUGUGCAGUAAUGAAGGAUGCUGUCAAAAAAUUAUGCAGAAGGAUUUGAAAGAACACCUGAGUUCAUGGUGUAACUAUCGAAAGGAACUGUGCCAGUACUGUAAUCAGCCUGUGAGUUCAAUUAAUUUAAAGGUCCACGAGAAAAUAGAUUGUCCCAAUUAUCCCUUGACUUGCCCCCAGGGCUGCAUGCAGAUAAUCUUGAAGAAAGAGGUAGAAGAGCAUGGGUCAGUAUGUCCUGAGAUGGAAAUUGAUUGUCCUUAUAAACAGCAUGGCUGUCCUACAAAGAUUAAAAGAGGAAAGCUUUCAGAACAUGAGAAUAUCUACUUAAGAGACCAUAUGCUACAAAUCUUAGACAAGAACUCAAAGCUGGAAGAUCAGAUCUCAGACCUUUAUAAGAACCUAGAACAUAAAGAAAUAAAAAUCCAGAAGCUAACAGACAUGGUUAAAAGGUGUGAAAAAGAAUUCAGGGAGUUUACACAGCUGCGUGAUAAAAAUAGCAACUUGCUGGCAAGCACACAGACUCUAAAAAUUCACAUUGAUAAAUCUGCCUGCCUGGAAACCCAAGUGAGACAGCUGGUACAAAUGGCAAAUCAGCAGAAUAAAUUUGACCUGAGAUCACUGCUGGAGACCCUUGAUAACAUAAAGCAAAAAGUUGCACUCUUGGAGUCAAAUGACCAGCGUUUAGUUGUUUUGGAACAUUUGUCAAAGCAACAUGACUGCCACCUUAACAAACACAGUGCACAACUUAAAAGAAAUGAAGAGCGGUUUAAACUUUUGGAAGGGACAAGUUACAAUGGUAAACUGAUUUGGAAAAUUGUGGACUACAAAAUGAAGAAGAAAGAGGCAGUGGAAGGCCACAGUCUCUCCAUAUUCAGCCAACCUUUUUACACCAGCCGUUGUGGAUACAGAUUAUCUGCUAGAGCAUAUUUAAAUGGAGAUGGUUCAGGAAAGGGGACACAUGUUUCCUUGUACUUUGUAGUGAUGAAAGGGGAGUUUGAUUCCUUGUUACCAUGGCCUUUCAAGCAAAAGGUUACACUUAUGCUUCUGGAUCAAAGUGGGAAGAAAAACCAUAUAUGUGAAACCUUCAAGGCUGAUCCCAACAGCAGCAGCUUCAAAAGGCCGGAAGGAGAGAUGAACCUUGCCUCUGGCUGUCCUCGGUUUGUUGCACACACCACACUGGAAAAUGUAAAGAAUACCUUCAUUAAAGAUGACACACUCUUCCUAAAAAUAGUGGUGGAUUUAAGUGACCUUGAAGAAUUAUGAGAGAACAUGGAAGAGAACUAUUAAAGGUGAUGUCUUGGUAACCACUAGAUUCUUUCAGACAAUGGGUGAAAGCUACUCUUCAGUCUCCAGGCAGAUUUUUAUAUACUCUAACAGCCUGACUACUAUUUUUGUACUUUUUCAAAGUUGCAUUAAGAAACUAGCCAAGUCUCUAUGAGUUUUGAUUAGGAAAACUUGGUAUUAGAAUUUUUCUACUUGUUUGAAACUUCUUAACUGGGUCACCUUCUCAGGAGUGAUAGAGGAUGUUCUAGAAUCAAAAGGAACAUUACUAAAGGUGCUAACUGCUAAGGAAUAUUCUAUAUAUUUCAGUAGGUUUACAAAAACAAAACAAAAAUAUGCUAAAGUUACCUUCCUCAAUAGUCACACUGUGAGACAAUUCCCAUUUUCCCACUGCCACAGUAGCCAGAUCCUAUGCAUAUUUAGACAAAUUUAGUAUUGCAAAAUUCAGCUGUUUACUCAAUUACUGGUUGACUGAAUUUACUGUAUUCAGGACUUAGUUCCAAGUAAAGUGUGUACCGAAUUAAUAAUUUGUAAAAUAUCCUUGUGAACAUGAAGGUAUUGUGGAGUGGACCACAUUCAUAAAAAUGAUCUCAACAAAAGUAUAAGCAUAGAUUGUGAACCUAGUUUAUUGAAAGUUUUGCAGAUUGCAGGCUUGUGGCACUCUGGUGUGCGUACAUGGGUGCAUGUGCACAAUUUCAUAAUCUGAUGGUUUCAUAAUUUCUGUAAAGGCAAGUAUAGGGUGGAGCUGAAUAAAACAAAUCCAAUCUGAAAUCUUAAUAGAGUGAAUAAUGACUUUUAAGUAGCAUAUGUUCUUUGAUUUUACUGGUGCAAGACAUAAGCAGAUCUAGACUCUUGUUAAACAAGUAUAAGUGUUUCUGGCUUAGUCCUGUGUAAAAAGCAGAUCAGAAGUACUUGAUUAGUUGAAUGGGCCUGGGCUCCAUAACAACUGCCUAUUGUUGAUAUUAUUGACAAUCAAAUGAGGCAUUUUUU
This is a messenger RNA of Varanus komodoensis (Komodo dragon), 3106 nucleotides long. RefSeq names its product TNF receptor associated factor 5 (gene TRAF5). Lineage: Eukaryota; Metazoa; Chordata; Lepidosauria; Squamata; Varanidae. The transcript is spliced from 11 exons. Gene Ontology annotation, molecular function: tumor necrosis factor receptor binding; thioesterase binding; zinc ion binding. Bases 356 to 2098 code for a protein of 580 amino acids. The record is from RefSeq and is a predicted model, not a curated record. Gene Ontology annotation, biological process: positive regulation of canonical NF-kappaB signal transduction; positive regulation of JNK cascade; regulation of apoptotic process. Gene Ontology annotation, cellular component: plasma membrane signaling receptor complex.